Molecule: messenger RNA, 3348 nt
Organism: Puccinia graminis f. sp. tritici CRL 75-36-700-3
Lineage: Eukaryota; Fungi; Basidiomycota; Pucciniomycetes; Pucciniales; Pucciniaceae
Exons: 8
Coding region: 154-2928 (924 amino acids)
Biological process (GO): triglyceride catabolic process
Cellular component (GO): cytosol
Molecular function (GO): sterol ester esterase activity; triacylglycerol lipase activity
Source: RefSeq, a predicted model, not a curated record
UUGACAAUUCCCAAAUUCCUCACUGAAACAGUCAAGACAUCUCCAAUCAGAAACACCUCAACCUGUUGACCAUUUCCACUCGCGCGGUCUACCCUCAACCAUUUGACUCAACCCAACUCAAUCAAGCAAUCUCACUCAAGCCCUACCGCAUAGAUGAUCGACCAUCUACUUGGUCGGCCGUCUCCCUCUUGGAGAAGGACUCAGGUCAUUCUGGUCCUACUCUUCUGGGCAUGGAGACUGAGAUCAGGUGACCCUGGAGGACCGGCUGGAGUAAAACAGUUAAACAACAGAUUCAAAAGAUUCUCCCCAUGGCAAAUUUCUGUUACCCUGCUUACUUGCCUCUAUGGUAUACGUCAUUGGGAUACGCUGGUCGGCCUUGCUGCUCCAGAGCCUCUGGCAAGACUCUAUUCUCGGGGUUUCUAUCGUGCAACGUGGAUUAAUACCGCGCUUGACGCUGGUUUCGCGACUGCUGCUCCUAUCCCACUGAAAUGGCUUCGGGAUCUUCUCAGUGUUCUCUUUAGUGGUUAUUAUCUGAUAUACGCCAACGAAGCUGAUGAAAAGCUGCGGAGGUACCGUGCGGUACCCACGGUCGAAGUUUUAAGGAUCACUUGGGAGAAGACCACCAACCCAAUCAUUGAGUUCUUCACACGUUCACAUCGCCCCUCGAUACCGAUCAAACGCAAAUUCAUCUUCCCCAGACCUUCUGGUUCCAAGUAUACAAAACCGAUCACUUGCUGGCUGUACUCCUCUCGCCCUGAUCUCGAACUUGUUCGGACUAAGAACUUGAUUCUAGAUGUCCCUGGCGGCGGGUUCAUUGCGAUGAGCCCUUUUCAUCAUGAAGAAAGGAUCAUUCAAUGGACGAUCAAGACUGGUAUCCCCAUCCUGUCGAUCGACUAUUGCAAAGCGCCUGAAUAUCCAUUUCCUUAUGCUAUUCAUGAAUGCAUGGAUGUUUAUCGUAUAAUCCAGGAAUCGAAGGGGAGGGUCAUCGGCAUGGGCAGAGAUAUGGUGGACAUUGUACUUACGGGGGAUUCGGCGGGCGCCAAUUUGUCAGCUGCGAUGAUUAUAUCAAUUCUUGAAUCAAGUCCCGAUUCGCCUUUCCACUCACUUCCUCUACCAGUGGGUAUUCUUUGGCUAUAUGCUGCAUUGGAUUUUAAUUUCACGUCCUGGAUGUCACCGGAGAACCUAAGAAUUCUCAGAAGAGGCAACUCAUCGUCUAACUUACCCGAAGGCAUUCUAGAAGCCAAGAGCCAUCUAAAUCACAAGAGCCCUUUGAGUGUCGUCGACGACCGAGUUCAUCAUGACGGCGAACUGACUAGCCGAGGUAUGAAAAAGAAGUUCCGAAAAAGUAUCGCCAACUUGCCCAGUAUGGUAGCCACUUGGAAGCGAGCCUUGACACCCAAGGUCGAGCGAAGCCUUUCAGAUGUUGAAUUGAAAUUGACCGCUGCCGAGGCCUCAGAUGCUUUCGAUGGAAAUCCUAGUAGUAGUACGGCGCUGGGCGAAGAAUUAAAUUACAGUUCUCCGAGCGGGGACAAUGAAAAGUCGUUGGGAGAGAGGGUACUUUUCCACGAGGAAGAGUUUUCGAAAUUCGAAGCCUCAGUAGAUGUUGAGCAACAAACGCUCGAACUCACCGAUAGCAACGAAGCGGCCUUGCCACUUCCACAGACUCGGGCUCAAAGAAAGGCGUUUGGAACUCAUUUGACAAUGACCAGCAGAACUGGCUUCUUCAAUGAUAGAAUCAUCAGCCCCUCAAUGAUGCGAUGUAUGGCGAUUUGCUAUGUUGGACCUCGUAACGCACCUGAUCUUACAAAGGAUCACCAUAUUUCACCCAUCUUCACACCUUCCUCCAUUUUAGCUAGAUUCCCUCCAGUUUAUCUGGUGUGCGGUGAAAAAGACCCCUUUGUGGAUGACACCGUAAUCAUAGCUGGAAAAAUUAGAGAAGCCAAGCAACAACGCAAAAGGGAGGCUUUGGUAAAGCUUCAUAGAGGGAAUGUCGAUCCCGAUUGUACUCCCCCAAUGAAACUAGACCCGAUCUUGGACGAGGAAGAAUCAGAUUGGGUACAAAUGCGAAUUUUUGAAGGUUGGAGUCAUGGAUUCGCCCAGAUGCUAUCUCUGCUACCUGAAGUUAGCACAGCCUUUGAUUUAACUGCAGAUUUCAUGUUGUCUGCAUUUCAGAAACAUGAUGCUAGGAUGCAAGCGAAGCCCACGUCACUCCAAGUGCCCUCAACAAGUAUUGCGGCGCCAGUCCCCAAGCCCCAUCUGAAGCCUUCAUUCGACUCAAACGAUGAUGAGGCGUUAACGUUUACACCACGACUCAGGGCACGUGCUGAAUCCAGUUCACGGUCGGCCUCUCCCUCGCCCCGUUUGUUGAACAACAGGCCAACUAGGUCUUCCAGCGGUCUUGGGAGUGGACUUUCUAGCUCACCAACACAGCGCCCACUACUCCCAGCUUUGCGCAUAUCUCAGGGGCAAUCCCAAUCAUCUACUGAAAUCAACCUUGUGACUCCAACCUCUGCAAAAUCUCCGGCUAGGAUAGAAAGAAUAGCAACUCCGAAAGCCUUGGUCGAUUUCAAUGUGGCAUCGGCAGCUGCAAUCGUCACACCUCCCAUUCUACCCGCAACUCCUACAGCCAUUCUGUCCGGUAGGAAAGAAGGAAACGUUCUAGACGAUCAUCAUGAUUUGCUACAUCGCAGGCGUGAAGAAGCAGGCUAUGGCCUCCCGCCGAUGAAAACACCAGAAGAUCAUUUCAAACCACUCGAGUUAAGUAAUAAUUAUUCUCCGAGCGAAGGAAGACUCAAUGAAAAUGAGGCUGAAGGACAGUAUGUUGGAGAGAAAGACUUGCUUGAACGAAGGUUGAUCGAUGCAGCCUAUGGGAUCACUCAGAGCACUUCUCAAUCAAAUCCUUCUGGAUCUGUUAAAAGUGACCACUAGCUAUCCAAUCGAUUGAUUAAAAUUUAUUUAUUUAUUCUCCAGUGGGAACUUCUUAGGUAGACGCUUUAGCAGCAUUUUUUUAACAUUUUCUAUGAGCUUACUUUUUUAACAUCCAUAUAAACAUAUCAAUGUACGACUAAUAAAGGUUGGAACUCGCACUUUUUUGGAAAUUUAUGUACAGAUAUUUUCAUUCAAGAAGACACUUAGCAGAUCAUGAUUUAUUUUAUUUAUGAUCUAUUUGUACUCCUCUAUUUAUGUACAUCAGCUUUCUCUAAGAUAUUUGUUGUCCUUUUUUAUCUAUAAAUUAUGCAUGAUGUUGGCUGUCUUUGAGCAAAAAUAAAUUCUGCUAGGUUUUUAUCAUCCACAUACCCUAGUUGACAUGCUUUCUUGUUACCAUUAUGUAGGGAAAGGUGAGGUUGG